Messenger RNA from Triticum aestivum (bread wheat), 2241 nucleotides. RefSeq lists its product as uncharacterized. The transcript is spliced from 3 exons. The coding region runs from base 87 to 1928 and encodes 613 amino acids. The record is from RefSeq and is a predicted model, not a curated record. NCBI's taxonomy places the organism in Eukaryota, Viridiplantae, Streptophyta, Magnoliopsida, Poales, Poaceae.
UCCCUCAGGUCUUCCCCGGCAACGAUUUCGUCGACAUUCCCUUGAACGCCGACGAGGGCCCUGCCUGGUCGCUGCUCGUCGGCGUCAUGAGGGGCGCCCUACGCUUCCACCGUCUCCGCGUGGCGAGAUCGGGGCGGAUCUCCGGCCGGAGCAACGAGGUGCUGGAGAUCUUUCACGACCUCGAAAGGCCGCCGGGGUGCAGCCUGGGGGCCGACGCCGCCCUGGCUCCGGACGGCCGCUCCCUCUGCGUCGUGCAGCAGGAGGAGAACGAGCCAACCCACGCCCUGCGGCUGCAGCUGGAAGCCGCCGAGGAGGAGCUGCGGGCUGAAGCGCCCCUCCCUCCGCUGGCCUGGAGCACGCAAGGCCGGUGCAUGCCCAUCUCCGCGGACGGCCACCUAUGGGCCGUGUCCGCGGACCGCUGCUCUAUCUCCAGUUUCCACGUGGUGGUGCAACGCCUCGUCAUCCACGAGGAGGAAGAGGGCGUAGCCGGAGGAUGCUGGGAGCAGGUCGGCAGCCCCUCCAUCCACCAUUGCAAAUUCGACCGCUCGUUCCCCAUCUGGGGUGGCAGCUUCCUCCAGGGCUACGCGGUGCUCCCCGGCCACGGCCGGGACGGGGGCACCAUGAUUCUCAUCUCCCUCCAGAAUGGCCUCUUCUUCACCUUCGAUUGCUCCGCCCCGGACUCCGGCUGGACCAAGGUAAUCCACACUACCUCAGACGACCACUACGUCCCUAUCAAUGGCCGUGGCCUGUACGCACAAGAGAGCAACGCCAUCUACAUGCUGUGGAACAACGUGGUCUACGAAUACAAGCUCACACCGGCAGAUGAGGAGCCAAGGAUCAAGCUGCAUCCGCCUGCGAGGAUCGACUCCGUCUGUCCUUUCAUUGUGAUGACAGGAGAUGGCUUCCUCGCCCAUCUCGGCUCGGGGGUCCUGUGCUCCGUCUGGAUCAGCCUCGACCUCUCAUGCGGGUGUGACCACCUACAUGCCUUUGUCACCACCUUCCACAUUGCUCCCCUGCCCUGGGAUGUCAAGGUCCUGCACUCCACCUUCCGCCGGCUCGACAUGUUGCCCAUGAAACACAUCCAUGACUUUCAAUUAUGCUUUGUGCAAGAGUAUAUGGACGAGAAGAUGCUGCCUCAACCCCAUGAAGACCAAGUGCCUGAUGAUCCUUGCAGGCAUUAUCUCCCACCAAGUCCUCCUAGGUACGUGAAGCCACCACCUAUCCAUAUUGACAAGGAUAUCUUGUUUAUUAUCUGCCAAGGUGGUUCACAAUCAUUUAUCUAUAAAACCAGUCUGGAUGAGAUUCUAGAGUUAGAAACAGACCCUCCUCUCAAACCACAUUACAUUGUACAUGGAGAUGAUCAUGGUCACAGGCAUUUUUUUCGGAGUAGCUCAGAUCUAUGUGCUGUCUCAUUCCUAAAAGAUGGCAUGGAUGUGAUUAAUCUGGACACCACAUGUCACACUAUGGAUAUCCUUGCACGACGGCCUGUUUCUGUUGAUCCUUUUGUUAUGGUUAUCCAAGUUGGUCGAGAGACUUUUGCUCUUACUGAAACUCUCCAAGUUUACUCUAAGGCCCACUCUGUUUCUCCUCCUGGAUCCACCUCAUGGGUGCGCUGCCACACAGACCAGUCUUAUGUUCUUGACAGGAAGGUCAAGCUCUCGGGAUAUGUAGCACUGGGUGAUGAUUCCUUUAUAGUCUCUGAUAGUAUCACAUGUUCUUGUCUUCGGUUUGACAUCGGUGCAAUGAAGUGGCAUGUUGUCGUGCCUUGGACUCUAUGGGGAGAAUACCUGCCAAGGGCUAUGCCUAGAAACCGCCUUUUAAACGGCGCAUGUGUAUUUGUGGAUGGUUUUAUCUACACAUGCUCAAAUCGUGGGCUUGCUGCUUAUGAACUACUCUCUGAAAAUCCUUUGUGUCACACCUCUCAUUGAUCAAGUGGAAGGAAUUGAUCGAGAGGAAGUAAUCGGAACCACAUGCUUUGGGGUCUCUUUCUGAUGGGUACAUUUGUUGAUUCUAGCCAUAUUUCUUACUAGAUUCCACAUCGAUAGCGAUGCGGCAAGCCGGCAACUCAGUGCAAGGAUCUGUAUGAAGGAUUGAACUUGAGAGUGCUAGAUACAGUACUUGAAGUGAGCGAGCGAGAAAUUUCCAACGGAGUACCAAGGUUUUGGAUCCCAAGUGGAGAUUUUUUUCUCGAGGGGCACCGAGAUUCUCGGUAACCACGGUAACCACGAAUUACCGGAAAAA